AUCCACACACACGCACAUGUUAUAUAUACACAUAGACAUAGACUUACAUAUUAUUCAUUCUAUUCAUCAGUUAAACUAAAACAAGAAGCAAAAACAUUUAUUACUACCAAAUGGCUCCGUGUCGUACGAUGGUUCUGCUCUGUCUUGUCCUGUUUCUGGCGACCAGUAGCUCUUCUGUGGCCGCCACAAGAAUUGGAGCCACGGUGAAGACGAAGGAUAUGAAGAGCUUAGGGUUUAAAGACAGCCUUAUUUCUGGUUACUUGCCCAAAGGUGUUCCCAUUCCUCCUUCUGCUCCUUCUAAGAGACACAACUCUCUCGUUGACUCUCUUCCUCAUUGAUUCUUUUUUCUUCAUAAUUUUGUUGUUUAUUCAAUGUAAUUUUUGGGGUUUUGUUUUGUAGUUUCAGAUCUGCAUAGUUACUUAUAAGAUAUACUGUUUGUAUAUGUUUGCAUUUUUGUUUUGUAGUUUUAAAUCUUCAUAGUAACAUAUAGGAUAUACUCUUUGUAUAUGUUUGCAUACGUCUAUAUACACUAAUGAUUUUUUCAUAUGAUUAAUAUAUAUGUUCAAACUCAUGAAAGCCAUAUAAAGAUCAAGAAAUUCAAAUAACUCAUCUUGUAAUCCUUGUGUCAUAGUUUACUGCAUUACACAUCAUCCGCUUAAUCAAACACAUGU
Molecule: messenger RNA, 671 nt
Organism: Raphanus sativus (radish)
Lineage: Eukaryota; Viridiplantae; Streptophyta; Magnoliopsida; Brassicales; Brassicaceae
Product: protein IDA
Exons: 1
Coding region: 111-338 (75 amino acids)
Source: RefSeq, a predicted model, not a curated record